Molecule: messenger RNA, 2809 nt
Organism: Oncorhynchus kisutch (coho salmon)
Lineage: Eukaryota; Metazoa; Chordata; Actinopteri; Salmoniformes; Salmonidae
Gene: arl4ca
Product: ADP-ribosylation factor-like 4Ca
Exons: 1
Coding region: 115-693 (192 amino acids)
Molecular function (GO): GTPase activity; GTP binding
Source: RefSeq, a predicted model, not a curated record
AGAAUGCAAUAGCAGAUGAUGGAACAAUGACUUUUUUUCACGGAGAUCUAAGAUAUGUAUGCUUAGCAUAAAGCAGGUGCCUCUUACUUGACUUCUCAUUCACCAGUGCGUAAAAUGGGUAACAGUUUUUCUAACAUAGCUGCUUUUCAGUCCCUGCAUAUUGUCUUGCUGGGUUUAGAUUCUGCCGGUAAAACGACUGUCCUGUACCGCCUGAAAUUCAACGAAUUUGUGAACACUGUUCCCACAAUCGGAUUUAACACCGAGAGGAUAAAACUAAGUAACGGUACCGCCAAAGGGAUCAGUUGUCAUUUUUGGGACGUCGGGGGACAGGAGAAGCUAAGACCGUUAUGGAAAUCGUACAGUCGGUGCACGGAUGGCAUUAUUUACGUAGUGGACUCAGUGGACGUGGACAGACUAGAGGAAGCCAAAACAGAACUGCAUAAAGUUACCAAAUUCGCAGAAAACCAAGGGACUCCACUACUGGUGAUAGCCAAUAAGCAGGACUUGCCCAAGUCUCUACCUGUCCAUGAGAUUGAGAAGCAACUGGCACUGCAUGAGCUCAGCCCUUCUACCACUUACCAUGUCCAGCCUGCAUGUGCCAUCAUUGGUGAAGGGCUCCACGAAGGCAUGGAUCAACUGUAUGAAAUGAUUGUGAAACGAAGGAAAUCAUUGAAACAAAAGAAAAAGAGAUAAAGACUCAUUACUGUAAAGUUGACCCCUAUCUUCUGAGCUGCCUGCUACUGUAACAUGACUUUUGCCGUAGUAGGUAUGUCAGGUGAUUCUUGUUAUGCAGAAGGUUACACUUGCAGUGUUUUUUUUUAAAUGAUACACUGUGUAUAGCUUUGGGGUAAUUGGUGAAGUUAGUCACUUUUAGCUGUGCUGUUACAUUCAAUCACACAUAGGGAGGAAAAUAAAAACUUGCCUCUUGCUAUCAGAAAUGUCCUUGACAGGCUGGUACCUGUUUGUUGCUGCUUCACAGUAUUUUCCUGUCAAUAUUUUUUUCCCCCUGGAAAGUGAAUGCCCUACACAGCAAUUUUUGACAGACUGGAGUAGCAAACAUUAUUUCCAGAUUGGAAUGAGCGUCAUUAAUCAAUAUCAAUGUGCUUAUAAUUUUUCCACUUUGCAUGCUCUGUUUAUGUCACUAACACAUUUUGAGAGAGACCGUCCAUUUCGUUCUAAUAUUUCCCCUACUCCUUUGAUAACUGGGCAAACAGUGCUGUUUUACAGUAGAAUACAAUAGCCUAUAUUGGGUUUCAUGUGUCUUUCAAAUAAAGAAGGCUAUUCAUAUUUUGCACGUUUCAUCACAAUGUUGUUGUUGAAUGUUUGUUUUAUGACUGAUGCCCAGCUGAGCAUUCUACUCAAUGCAGUGUCAGUAAGUGCCAAGGAAGAUUUAGUCUGAAGUGCAUUACUGUGGCUUGGAAACGCGAUGACAUUCCGAAAGGAAGCAAAUAAUUAGUACGACAAGCUUUUGUCAUUAUUGUUAUGUCGCCAGAUUGACUUUAGAUGCAGUAUAACUUUAGCUAGCUAGCUAAAAUUGAAGGGAGCGCAAACAUUUUUUUUGCUAGCUAACGUUAGCGUUGUUACUUAUUUCUUUACAAACUUUGCUAUCUCACGACAAAGUUAUUUUCUACUAAUUAUUUGUCUUCUUUAGCAAUAUCAUCGUAUUUCCAGGCCACGAUAGUGUAAUUUUAACGAAACAGUCAUUAGCCCCCGUUCAGAAAGACUGAGCAAUUAAAUCAGUCUGACAUCAAUAUGCUGCGGUAUCUGUAGAACGUUGAUAACAAUGGUAGCGACAUGAUGGAGGUGCAACCCCAUGAGACAUUAUGGUUGCAGUCCAAACAUUUAAAACACACACCCAAUCCCCUCAGCCCUCAAAAUAAGUGGACACUUCUGAUGAUGUUUCAUGACGUCUGACAAGUAUACACUUGCAGGGCAAGGGGCAAGGGAGGAAGGAAUGAUUUUUAAAUGGACCACCCAUGGUCGGAUAUUCAUCACUCGUUCAUCCUGCGAGGAUUGUGUUUUCAUAUAUGCGCUACAGUCAAUUAUGAGUGCAUGUCUACUUAUAUUAAAUAUAUAAUUAUUAGUCUACUGUAUGAUAGCUAGCAAAUUAAUUAGCUUACUAACGUUAGCCUGCCUAGCUGGAACUUCUGAAGGAGGAAAAUGUUUUAUUUCUAUAAUUUCCAAAAGAUAACCAAAAAAAAAUAUAAUUACAUUUUACAAGAUGUGUUUGUGCCGUCAUGUGCAUUAGUACCACAAUUUCUAACUUAUUUGCAUUUGUUUUUACUUACACUUGUUUGUUGACUUCUCCAUUGAUGCUGUUUUUAAGUUUUUGCGGACUUUUCUUAGCGGAUGUACAAUCGUCACUAAUUGAAUUGUGGGGAGUUUCAGGCCCCGGAGUAAACAUAAUUGUAGACUCUCAAAGCCGAAUAAAAACAAGGGCUGAGGGGAUUACGUUGCAAACUUCCCUUGCUUGGCUAAUCAUUUGAACCGCCCUCCAAUAUGGCGACGGCGAUUCCGCAAGGGCAGAAGGGGAGGGUAAGUGGACAAGGGUGUGUCUUUUAAAGGUUUGGACUGCAUCCUAUGUGUUCUAACUUCAAUAGUAUGAUACUCACCCCGGUUCUUAUUGCUACUUCCUCGGCUACAUUGGUAGUAGUUCAAUGAAGGUUCCAUACGUAAAAAAAAAAAAACUAAAUUUACAGUUUUUUUUUUGUAUUAUUAUUGGAGAAUUAAAGCUAGCCAACAAUAGAAAAAACAAACUGUAUGUACAGUAAGACAAACCAUUUUUUAUCCAAAAUUAAAAUGUUUGCAA